Molecule: messenger RNA, 1368 nt
Organism: Aphidius gifuensis
Lineage: Eukaryota; Metazoa; Arthropoda; Insecta; Hymenoptera; Braconidae
Exons: 2
Coding region: 394-1368 (324 amino acids)
Source: RefSeq, a predicted model, not a curated record
GCGAAAUGAUAUGCCAGAAAAUGGACUAUGGAAACAAGAGUGUGGAAUCAUUUAUUUAGAUGAUAAAAGGAAUCCUGGACACAUUGAGUAGCAUAUAAAAGACUCAAUUAAAAUUCAGCAAUAUACUUUGAUAGUUUUGGAAACUUACAACCGCCGAAAGAUCUUGUUAGUUAUCUUAAUGAAAACUAUAAAAGCAGAGGAAAAGAAAAUUUCCAACUAGUUAUUUAUCGACCUUGACAAUGAACGAUACAUUUAUUUUAACUCUCACCGGUAAAUCUUCAGUCUCAGAAACUGAUUACUUUCCACCCAUACGGGAAUGAAAAAAAUUAUUCCUCAGCACUUGUUUCAUUUUUAUCAUUCAAUUCAUUACCAAAUAUCGAUCAUAAAAAUAAUAUGAUUUCAUAUUUUAACAGUUAUGUUACAAUUGAAAUACUAACUGGAAGUUAUGAAAUAGAUGAUCUAGCUGCUUACUUAGAAAAAUAUCGAAUCAAAAUUACAUAUAAUAAAAAUACUGUACAUUCAUAUAUCACAAGUGAAAGAGACAUUGGUUUUGUAAUCCCAAAAUCACCAGCACGUUUACUUGGAUUUACACCGAAACUAUUGAGGGCUAAUAUAAAACAUGAAUCAAAUUACCCGAUUGAUAUUUUAAAAGUGAAUACAUUAAGAAUCGAGUGCAACAUUACAACGGGAGCUUACGUGAAUCAACAAAAAUUUCAUACAAUAUAUAACUUUUUUCCUGCUGUACCACCUGGUUAUGAAAUACCGUAUAUGAUGUUAUCAAACAAAAAUAAAAUUGAUAUAAUGAAAUAUAUACAAAAAGAUCCUGUCAUUUCUAUUGGAUUUAGAAGCUGGGAUUUAUAUGAAUAUACAUUGCUGCCACAAACAACCCAUUAUAUAUGGACAGUGAAAACUGCAACUCAACUGGAAAAGCCACGUUAUGUUAUUCUUGGUUUUCAAUCAAAUAGAAAAAAUGAUUGGCAAAAAGAUGUAACACAUUUUGAUCAUUGUAAAAUAACAAAUGUUAAACUUUAUCUUAAUUUUCAAAUUUUUCUUUAUGGGAAUUUAAAUCUUGAUAUUGAAAAAAAUCAAUUUCCUUUAUUAUACGAUAUGUAUGCUAAUUCUGCAGAGUCUUACUACGGCUCAAAAAUAGAUUUAGUGUCAAAAGAUAGUUUUAUUAAAAAAUCUCCAUUAAUUGUUAUUGAUUGUAGUAAACAAAAUGAGUUCUUAAAGAUUAGUACUGUAGAUGUAGGCUUAGAAUUUGAAUUAAAAGAAAACUUUCCUCAAGGAACGACAGUAUAUUGCUUAAUUUUACAUGAUAAAAGAAUUGAUUAUAGAACAAUAAGUGGAAUAGUACAUAAGUUAACAUAA